AUGAUUAUGUUUCCUCAUUUGGGGAAGAUUUCUCUGGUUAUUUUGAUAUUUGUCGUGAUAGAAGGAAACCUUCCAUCAUUAACAGCACAAACGUACAUAUCUUUAGAAGAUAUCCAGGAACCCAAGAGUGCAGUUUCUUUUCUCCUGACUGACUCAGAAUCCAGAGAGCCUUCUUUUUCUACUGAAAAGAAACUACCUCUGGACCACAGAGAAGCUGAGAAACAGUGGUUGCUCAGAAGAAGGCGAUCUAUUCUGUUUCCUAAUGGUGUAAAAACCUGCCCAGAUGAAAGUGUUACAGAGGCUGUGGCAAACCAUGUAAAGUACUUUAAAGUACGAGUGUGUCAGGAAGCUGUCUGGGAAGCCUUCAGGACGUUUUGGGAUCGACCUCCUGGCCGUGAGGAAUAUCAUUACUGGAUGAAUUUGUGUGAGGAUGGAAACACAACUAUAUUUGAAAUGGGCACAAAUUUUAGUCAGUCUGUGGAACAUAGAAAUUUAAUUAUGAAGAAAAUGACAUAUGCAGAGGAAACUGUAAGCAGCUUGGAAUUAUCAUCUCCAGUUCCUGUUGGUGAUACCCCAGCAUCAGGAGGUGCUGUUCUCAGUGUUCCAUAUCCAGGGGUGACCUCCUAUGAAGGUGCCUCAGAGAGCAGCAAGGAGAGUCCCGAGGAGAAUAUUAGCAAUGAAAUCGAGAAUGUCAUGGAAGAAACCACAAAACCAGCAACUGAGCAGAUUGCAGAAUUCAGUAUCCACCUCUUGGGAGAGCAAUACAGGGAAGAACUACAGGAUCCCGUUGAAAAUGCAUUUACUGGGUUACCAGGCUAUAAGGACAUCCGUGUACUUGACUUUAGAUCUCCCAAGGAAAAUGGCAGUGGUAUAGACGUUCACUAUGCAGUUACCUUCAAUGGUGAGGCCAUCAGCAAUACCACCUGGGACUUAAUUAGCCUUCAUUCCAACAAGGUGGAAAACCAUGGUCUUGUGGAAAUGAAUGAUAAGCCCACUGCUGUUUAUGCAAUUAGUAAUUUCAGAGAUUACAUUGCUGAGACACUGCACCAGAAUUUUUUGUUGGGGAAUUCCUCUUUGAAUCCAGAUCCUGACUCUCUCCAGCUUAUCAGUGUGAGAGGAGUUUUACUUCCUGAAACUGAAGCUGUAGUUUGGAACACCCAAAUUUCAAGUCUUCAGGCAACCGUACCAUCCAUUCUGGAUAAUACCCUUCAAGCUGAAUGGCCCUCAGCAGAUGAAUCCACCACCAGCAAUAUUUCACCACUUGAUUUCAGCUCUGGUCCUCCCUCAACCACUGGCAGGGAACUCUGGUCAGAAAGCCCUUUGGGUGAUUUAGUGUCUACACCUGAAUUAGCCUUUCCCUCGAAGGUGGGCCUCAGUACUUCCCCAGAGGUUUUAGAGGUUAGCAGCUUGACUCUUCAUUCUGUCACCCCAGCAGUGCUUCAGACUGGCUUGCCUGUGGUUUCUAAGGAAGGAACUUCUGGAUCUCACAUUUUAGAAGAUGGAUUAAUCAAAGUUGAAGAACCAGAAGAUAUUCUUUCUGUUCAUUCAUUGCCUUCAAGUCCACUCGCUCACCCAGUGCCAAAGGAAACGAUACCAUCUAUAGAAGACUAUGAAGUGUCUUUGACAUCCUCACCAUAUCUGGCCUCCUCUGUCACUUUAGAUCUUCUUGCUAAAGACAUAACGAUACCUUUUGGCUUGGACUCUUUGGCCUCCAAGGUCAAAGGCCAAUUAGAAGUGAGCCCUUUGCUGCCAGACACAUCCAUAGAAAAAGAGUUUAUAUUUGAGAGUGGUUUAGGUUCAGGGUCUGGGCAAAAGGUGGAUCUGAUUACUUGGCCAUGGAGCGAAACUUCAUUAGGGAAGAGUUCUGAACCACUGUCUAAGUCAUGGCUUGAAGAUCAGGAGUCGCUUAUGCCAACAGAGGGUAUAGAUGAGAAAUUAGUUAUAGAUGACAAAGUAGAUUCCAUAGGGCAAAGUACUGAGCAUUUAAAAUAUGGGCAUUAUGAUGAAGCCACACACUUUGCAAAGGAAGAGCUCAUUGGUGGAUCUACUGUGCCCAUCCUUGCAGAGACCACAACUCAAUCUGCAUCUCUAAUUCUCUCCAAACAAAUAUCAGAGGGACCUGACAUUGAUGAUUACUCAGUUACCAAAGCACCUCUUCUACUGACAGCUACAGCAAUCUCUGCUUCGGCUGGUAAACCAGAGCUACCCUUUCUAAAGGAGGAUAUAGAAAAAACUACAGGGUCAUCCAUCCGUGAAUGGUUUGACAGAAAGGUUUCAAUAACGAAGCCAGAUAUGCAACCUUUGGGGACCAUAUUGCCAGAAUCAGAUGUAGUCUGGGGAAGAACUUCUCUGGGGCAAUUGUCCAGAGAUGAAUUGGCAAGUACAGUACAGAGUACUGACAAGCUCUGGUUGAAAUCUUCCAUGACACAGUCUACCAAGUUGUCUCCAGCCACAAGCUCCACCCUGCUAGAAGAUGAAGUAAUUAUGGGUGUACAGGAUAUUUCAUUAGAACUGGACCGAAUAAGCACAGAUUACUAUCAGCCUGAGCUAAUCCCUGAGCAAAAUGGCAAGGUUGGUAGUUAUGUGGAAAUGUCUACAAAUAUUCACGCCACAGAGAGGACUAUUGUGGUGCAGCCCACAGAAGGAGGUGACUUGAGUCAUACCCAGACUGCAGGAGCUUUGGUGGUUUUCUUCAGCCUCCGAGUGACAAACAUGAUGUUUUCAGAAGACCUAUUUAAUAAAAACUCUUUGGAGUAUAGAGCACUGGAGCAAAGAUUUUUGGAACUGCUGGUUCCCUACCUUCAGUCAAAUCUCACAGGGUUCCAGAAUUUAGAAAUCCUGAACUUCAGAAACGGCAGUAUUGUGGUGAACAGCCGAAUGAAGUUUGUCAAGUCUGUCCCUCCUAAUGUCAACAAUGCUGUAUACAUGAUUCUGGAAGACUUCUGUACUACUGCCUACCAGACCAUGAACUUGGCUAUUGAUAAAUACUCUCUUGAUGUGGAAUCAGGUGAUCAAGCCAACCCUUGCAAGUUUCAGGCAUGCAAUGAAUUUUCUGAGUGUUUGGUCAACCCAUGGAGUGGAGAAGCAGAGUGCAGAUGUUAUCCUGGGUACCUGAGUGUGAAAGAACUACCCUGUCAAAGUCUCUGUGACCUGCAGCCUGACUUCUGCUUGAAUGACGGAAAGUGUGACAUUAUGCCUGGACAUGGGGCCAUUUGUAGAUGCCGGGUGGGUGAGAACUGGUGGUACCGAGGUGAGCACUGUGAGGAGUUUGUGUCUGAGCCCCUGGUAAUAGGCAUUACUGUCGCCACCGUGCUUGGAAUUGUCCUCGUCGUGUCUGGUCUUGUCUUCUUCUUCAUCAGGACGUUUCAGGCUAAUUAUGUUAGGAGAGAAAGAGAGAGGCCCAUCAGUGGUUCUAGCAGGCAGCCUGACAGCCUCUCAACAGUUGAAAAUGCUGUGAAGUACCCUACAUGUGAAAGCCAUGUGUCUGGACCAGAGCUGCAUGAGGGGCCCUAUCCUCAGCACCCCUUCUACAGCUCUGCAAGUGGAGAGAUGAUUGGUGGUCUGAGCAGGGAAGAAAUCAGGCAAAUGUAUGAGAACAGUGAGCUUUCCAAAGAGGAAAUUCAAGAAAGAAUGAGAAUUUUGGAGCUGUAUGCCAAUGAUCCUGAGUUUGUAGCUUUUGUGAGAGAACAUCAAAUGGAAGAGGAGCUUUAAUCAAAACUUUUAUUAUGAAACUGAUCAGAAGCCUGAGAAGAUGGAGAUCACUUGUUACCUAUCUCGUAUAAUUAAUGCUGAUUUUGACCUCUGUUGGAAGAAGAGUUUUCUACUUAAAAAAUUAAAUUUAGGGACCAACUUUUUUUCCAGCUAAAAAUUUCAGAAUGUAGUAAGAGAUGUGACAAUUUUUAUACCUACAAAGACCAAAAGCUGUAUUUAAAGGAACUCAAAACUGUAUGAGUCUGGGGAAAUACUCUACAAGAAAAACCUGGCGCUAGUAUUUGGGACUGAAUUCACUGUCUGCUUUGAAUCUCUAAAGGUGUGUCUUACUUUCAGAAAAGCUCAGGUUUUCCUGGAGGAAGAUGAGAGGCGACCAUUACAGGAGAAGGCAGGCUUAGUAAGUGAGUAUUUUGUAGCAUGUUUAUUAUUGUUAGGUGGAAUGAGAAGCCGUUGAAGCAGUUUUAAUAUGGUUUAUAGUCAGACACUCAUCUAAAGAAAAUGUAUUCAGUUUUUUUGGCAAUUAGACUACUGAUGAAAAAGCAAACUUUUUGUUGUGGUAUAGAUUUAGGCUUGUACUAUGGUUUCUAUGAGAGUUUUGAAUUUCCUGAGCAUGUGAAUCAAGACCACAUUAUGGUUAAGUAUGUCAAUAUCCUAUUUUUUUUAG
Molecule: messenger RNA, 4375 nt
Organism: Suricata suricatta (meerkat)
Lineage: Eukaryota; Metazoa; Chordata; Mammalia; Carnivora; Herpestidae
Gene: IMPG2
Product: interphotoreceptor matrix proteoglycan 2
Exons: 19
Coding region: 1-3711 (1236 amino acids)
Biological process (GO): visual perception
Molecular function (GO): hyaluronic acid binding; heparin binding
Source: RefSeq, a predicted model, not a curated record